Molecule: messenger RNA, 1594 nt
Organism: Vigna unguiculata (cowpea)
Lineage: Eukaryota; Viridiplantae; Streptophyta; Magnoliopsida; Fabales; Fabaceae
Product: F-box protein At2g27310-like
Molecular function (GO): protein binding
Source: RefSeq, a predicted model, not a curated record
UUUUUAUUUCUUAUAACUAACGAGAUCUUCCAUGAGAAGUGCCGAAAGCUGAAUUGGACUAUUGGACUUUCACAGCCACCAUUGACUUGACUCGUGUUUUUCAUUCAUUCAUUUCCAAUAUUUUCCUUUCAUACUUUCCGUUAGGAUUCCCUCAACACAUCUUCACUCUCUUAAGUCUAUUGCACGUGCUUUCUUCCCACGCGAAGAAACUGAGAAUCUGGAACGCAACAACCAUGCCUGAUACUACCUCGCCACCGUCGGAAACAACCCAAAACACUUCAAUCUUCGCCGCGCUCCACCCUGACAUCAUCCACGCGCACAUCCUCACGCGCCUCGACGCCGCCACGCUGGCAUCUGCUGCAUCCGUAUCCUCGCUCAUGCACCGCCUCUGCACACAAGAGGAUCUCUGGCGCCAAAUCUGCACCGCCACGUGGCCCUCCUUGCGCGAUCCCAUCGCCCGCCGCGUCAUCUCCACCAUUCCCGGUGGCCACCGCUCCAUCUACUCCGACGCCUUCCCAUCCCUCCAUCACUUCUCUCUGCAUCCCCGCCGCACGCCGCCGCCACCGCCAGAGGAGCUUAUCUCCGCCGUGGACAUAUAUUUCCAGGGAAGGCCCGUGUUCUCGCGCGUGAAACGCAUCGAAACGCAGAAAGACUGGUUCCUUUCCUCGCCGCUGUGGGUGGACGCUCUCGAGCCCAACGAGAUGAUUCCCACGACGGUGAAGUUUACGAGGAAGGAAGAGAAGUGGUUGAAGCAGGUGGAGGAGAGUCUGAGCGUGAGCUGGAUUGUGGUGGAUCCAACAGGGAAGCGUGCGACGAACGUUUCGAGCCGGAGGGCGGUGUUGGCGCGGCGGCACUGGCUGACACGGGAGGUGGAGGUGUUGUACGCGGCGGAGAUGGUGAGGGAAAGGGUGCAGUGCGUGGUGAAGGUCACGUGCGGUGGGAAGGUGGGAGGGGAAGUGCACGUGAGGGAGGUGAAUCUGGUUAUGGAGGACACGGAGGGGCGGCAACUGAGUGGGAAGGAGGGUGUGGAGAUUCUGCAGAGAGGCAUGGAGAGUGGAGUGAGGAAGAAAGUGGAUGCGGUGAGGGAGAAGGAGAGGUUUGAGAAGUUCACGUGCUUGAUGAAGGAGAGAAGAGAAAGAAAGUUUAGAAGAGAGAAAGCACGUGAUCUUCUUUCAACACUCUUCGCUUUGCUUCUUUCUCUCUUCUUUUGCUUCCUCCUUGGAUUCUAACCUUUUAACUCUUCAUCGUAUACCUUCGUUGUACAGUCAUUGGAGAGGAAAACACCGUUUGUUUGAGGGAUUGUUCACCAUGCCCAACACUUUCUCUAUGUCAUCGUCCGGUUGACGGUUGAGGAAAGAGUGCACUAAGUAAAACGGUUCGCUAUUGGGCUUACUGACCCAGGUUCAAAUCAGAGAAGCCCAAUAAUCGCCCAAAUUAGAACCCAAUUAUUUUAUCCAACCUAUACUUAAAAAAGUUCACAAUGUACAAUUUUGUAGUAUCUUCGUUACCAAAUAAAUUGAGCCACGCUUAGUACUAUAAAUUGAUCUACACAAUAAAGUUAUGUAGUAUAAACUACAAAUUAUUUAUCGUUUAA